AUGGCAGCCAAACGUCCCAAUUUCCUCGGCAUUGUCGCCGAUGACCUGGGCUUCUCAGAGACCAAAAUCUCUGGCCAGAACGAUCCUAAGGGCUCAGUCAUGAGCACCGCACCUCAGCGCGGUACGCCCGGAUACGAGGAAUUCCUCAACGAGCGCGUCGUUGCACUCCCCGAGGUGCUGCGCGAUGGAGGAUACCAUACCAUGAUGUCGGGCAAGUGGCGCUUGGGUCUAACGCCAGAGCGCUCCCCGCACAAGCGUGGCUUUGAGCGCUCGUUUGCUCACUUGCCUGCUCAAAUCACUAUGCUUUUGAGCCAGAGCUGA
Messenger RNA from Penicillium paradoxum, 321 nucleotides. RefSeq lists its product as uncharacterized. The coding region runs from base 1 to 321 and encodes 106 amino acids. Gene Ontology annotation, molecular function: arylsulfatase activity. The transcript has 2 exons. NCBI's taxonomy places the organism in Eukaryota, Fungi, Ascomycota, Eurotiomycetes, Eurotiales, Aspergillaceae. The record is from RefSeq and is a predicted model, not a curated record.